Messenger RNA from Striga hermonthica, 1341 nucleotides. The record is from the annotation of a GenBank genome assembly. NCBI's taxonomy places the organism in Eukaryota, Viridiplantae, Streptophyta, Magnoliopsida, Lamiales, Orobanchaceae.
AUGGGAGUUGUAAUCGAAUCCGAAGUUUGGAAACCAAACCAGGCAGUGUUCAUAUUCUUGUUCAUCUCGUGCGUGUUAUCAAUCUUCUGCUUGCCCACAAAAUUAGCCGCAAAUGUCAUUGAUCAUGCGCCGUUAGCGUCUUUUCUUCGUUUUCGGCACAAGUUUAUGUUUCUCUACACUCUCGCAUCAGUGAUGGAGGGGCUAUGGACUGUGUUUGGAGAGCACGAGCUGGCUUAUUUUGGAUUGAGUAAGGAGCAAAUGCUCACGUUUCUAUCCUUUGGAUAUGCCGUCUCGACGAUUAUUGGGAGUUUUCUUGGAGUGCUUUCUGAUUUAGUAGGUCAUAAGAAGUUAUGCUUGUUAUUUUACUUGCUCCACAUAUGCUUGGCUGUUUGGAAGAUAGUUGUUGGAAGUCCAUACAUUUGGUUAGCAAGUCUGUCUCUUUCGAUGGCAUCUUCAAUAUAUUCCCUCAGUUUCGAGACAUGGAUGGUAGUUGAACACGAGAAGCUUGGGCAGAGGCAAGACUCGUUGAAUGAUAUGUUUUGGUCAAUGACCUUUUUUGGCUCUGCAUCUUUCAUUGGCAGCCAAAUGCUUGCAAAUUAUUUGAUUGAUGAUAAUGUGAACCAAAACAUAGCGUCUACAUGGAAGGGGACUGUGAUUCUGGCUGCUGCUGGUAUUAUAUGUACCACUCGUGGUUCGAAAGAAGCUCCACAUAUAGCAACAUUCAGGGAUUAUCUCGUGUUAUUGCACAGACAAGCUAAUAGCGAUAAAAGAAUAUGGCUGUUGGCAUGGAUACAAGGUUGUGUACACUUUGCGGUUGCAUCAUUUUGGAUUCUUUGGGCGCCAACUAUAGUGGCUGAUGGAAGAGAAGUAUUAUUAGGUUUGAUCUAUACUUGUUUGCUGGGUUCUAAGAUGCUUGGUAGCGCCAUAUACCCUUGGUUCUUUCAUGGACGACUAAUGCUGCGAAUAGAGGAAUACCUAUUAUAUGCCUUCAUUGUAAUGGGCCUUGCUUUGUCAGUUGUUGCUUAUGAUUAUCAGGAAAUUGGAGUUCUUGUGUCACUUUUCUGCAUAUUUCAUGCUUGUGAGGGUUUGAUUUCGCCAUCUCUCGCCAGAUUGAGAACCAUGUAUGUACCAAAUGAAGUCCGUGGAGGCAUAAUGAGCCUAUCUCUCAUGCCAGCCAAUGCUUCAAUCCUUGUUUGUCUAGUCCUGAGAGGAUAUUAUCAGGUAAUCAUGAAUUCGACUAUCAUCUUCUUUGCGGUACUCGGGCUUUUCUCAGCAGCGGGCUGCAUGCAUUUGCUCAAGAAAUGGGGAAAGCAACUCCACCAUAGUCGUCACCACUUGUGA